Capsaspora owczarzaki ATCC 30864 is the source of this 3712-nucleotide messenger RNA. RefSeq lists its product as hypothetical. Lineage: Eukaryota; Filasterea; Ministeriida; Capsasporidae. The transcript has 2 exons. The record is from RefSeq and is a predicted model, not a curated record. Bases 28 to 3459 code for a protein of 1143 amino acids.
UCUUUUUUUUUCUUCUUUUUCCUUCUAAUGCGUGCUUCUAUUCUUUUGCUCGCUGUUGCCCUCAUCGGCUUCGCUUCUGCCGACUCUGCUGGCUUUGCUGGCGCCGGUCAGUAUGCCCAAUUCCCCCAGGUGGUCCUCGGCGACGAGGUUGCUGCCUUCUCGCUCGACUUUAGCACAACCGACGCAAACGGCCUGCUCUACUACCAGGGCGGCCUCGGCAACGACUUUUUCGGCGCUGAGCUUGUCGGCGGCGCGAUUGCCUUCAAGUUUAACACUGGCGGCCUCGGCGGUCCCACUGUCUUCUCCACCUCCGCCUCCACGUACGCUGACGGCAACUGGCACACUCUCCGCGUCCAGCUGCUCUACCGCGACGCCAGCAUCUUUGUCGACGGCGCCCUUGCUGGCACCAUCACCAGCGCUCAGGCCACCCUUGCCACCAACACCUCUGGCCCCUUCUUUGUCGGCGGUGCGCCCUCCGUCUCGCCCAACUCGGUCGGAAUCACCACCUUUGUUGGCUGCAUUCGCCGCGUCUUUGUCCCCUUCGCCAUGACCAGCCGCCACUUUGCCGACGCCUCUGGCACCUUCACCCUUGGCGCCUGCGGUGACACUGGCUCGAGCACGAUUGCCUAUUUCGACACGAACGCUGUCGCCCGCCUCCCCACCAUCCAGGUCUACAAGAACGACCUUUCGUACUUUGGCUUCUCGUUCCGCACUGUCAGCGGUGACAGCCUGCUCGCCUUCCAGGGCAGCUCGCGCACCGACUUUCUCUCGUUUGAGCUCGUCUCGGGUGUCUUCACCACCCGCGCCAACUGCGGCUCUGGCAUUGGCUCUGUCGCGACCGGCACUUCCCUGAACGACGGCAAGUGGCACUCUGUUCAGGUUUGGAUCACUGGCAAGAACAUUGCCGUCCAAGUCGACGACACCAGCGUCGCCUACCUGACCACCCCCGGCGCCCUGAGCAUGCUCAACUUUGACCGCCCCCUGAUUCUUGGUGUCGUCAUCCCUGCCGACGUUGCUGGCCUCCCCGGCUCGCUCAUCUCGCUCACCUUUGACGGCUGCAUUCGUGACGUCUACAUUUCCGGCUACUCGAAGGCCAUCGACUUUGUCAACGACUUGUACUCUGGUGCUCCCGCCAGCCUCGAGUGCGUCGACAACAAGGUUGCCCACUUUGGCGUCAACUCGUACGCCCAGUUCACCGUCCCGCUCUACGACGAUGCCGUUCAGACCAACACGAUCUCGUUCGAGUUCCGCACCUCCGCCUACAAUGGCUUCCUCCUCUACCAAUCUGGCCUCCAGACCGACUACGUCAGCAUCCAAAUCCUCAACGGCUUUGUUCAGGCCAAGUUCAACCCCGGCUCUGGCGCUGCCACGCUGACCUCGGGUGUCGCGAGCGUUGACGACAACCAGUGGCACACUGUCACGCUCUCCUGGUUGCAAAAGUCUGGCAGCCUCACCGUCGAUGGCCAAACCGUCACUGGCACGUCCUCUGGCUCGACCAUCUCUGUCAACACCACCAGCUACACCCCUCUCUUUGUCGGCGGCGUGCCCACCCCCUCCAUCGUCACCGCUGGUGCCCUCGACUUCUAUGCCAACCCCGACCUGUGCAUUCGUGAGCUCUCCGUCUCCCCCCUCGCCUACACUCGUGACUUUGUCUACGACACUGGCGCUGCCCCCAACGUCGCUCUUUCGUGCCCUGGCACCCCCGCCGCCCCCGAGCACACUGCCUGGUUUGGCCCCAAGUCGUUCGUCCGCAUUCCCAACAUUGAUCCCCAGAACGUCGGCAACGCUGUCCAGUUUGUCUUCCGCGCUGCCUCUGCUAACGGCCCGCUCUUCUACCAGCCCGGCAUUUCCGUCGACCACGUUGCCGUCCAGCUCGUUCACGGCGCUGUCAAGCUGACCUGGAACGCUGGCUCUGGCAACGGCACCCUCGUCCAGGGCUUUGGCCUCGCCGAUGGCGCUGCUCACACUGUCCAGUUUGGCUGGAUCGGCAAGGUUGCUUGGCUCUCGGUUGAUGGCGCUGGCCCGAUCUCUGGCUCCUCCCUGGGCGCCCUUGUCGCUGUCAACACCACCGGCGACGCCAUCAUUGGCAACUUCCCCGCUGGCUUCACUGUCCAGGCUGGCAUUUUCGACGGCAGCAAGUUUGAGGGCUGCGUCUCGGCGUUCAAGCUCGUCAGCGACAUCUACCACCGCGCCGUUGACUUUAACACUGCCGUUGCCAAGAGCGUCCGUGGCUUUGUUUGCGGCACCGCCCCCGCUGCCCGCUUUGACGCUACCUCGUACGCCAAGUUUGCCACCUUCACCCCCAUCGAGGCUGCUGCCAACACCAUCUCGCUCAAGUUCUCCACCACUGCCCGCGAUGCCGUCCUUCUGUACCAAGGCGGCAUUGCCACCGACUUUAUCUCGAUCGAGCUUGCCAACGGCCACAUUGUCUUCAAGUGGAACCCCGGCUCGGGCGCUGGUGUCCUGACCUCCACCCAGGCUGCCCUCAACGACAACACCCAGCACACUGUCGUCGCCACCUUCAACGGCCAGUCUGGCAGCCUCGUUGUCGACUCUGCCGCCGCCGUGGUUGGCUCGUCUGUCGGCGCCCUCGUUGCCGUCAACACCACUGGCCCCCUGUACAUUGGUGGCUUUGAUGCCGCCGUGCCCUCGGCUGUCGUCUCGCACACCUACUCUGGCUGCAUCUCGCACAUUUCCCUCGACGGCACUGACGGCAUCCUCGACUAUGUCCAGUCGGCCCUUUCCACUCGCGUCGUUGCCUUCACUUGCGCCGCCUCCGUCUUCAACUUUGACAACGCCGGCACCUCUGGCCAGUCCCGCGCUGUGUUCGACCCCCUCGUGCCCAGCGAUUCGUCUCUGAACGUGCUCAACGUUGACUUCAAGACCACCGCCGCCGGUCUCAUCCUGUACCAGGAGGGCAUCUCGACCGACUUCAUUUCCCUCGAGACCACCGCCGCUGGCAACGUUGUCUUCAAGUUCAACCCCGGCUCUGGCGCUGCUGUCAUCACCAGCUCUGGCAACACGUACCUUGACGGCCAGUGGCACACUCUGACUGCCACGUGGUUUGAAAAGUCUGGCUCGCUCAGCGUCGACGGCGGCGCAGCUGUCACUGGCAACUCGAUCGGCUCGACCAUUGCCGUCAACACGACCAACCACCUCGCCCUCGGCCAGUACACUUUUGGCGACCCCAACGGCUUCAACGGCUGCAUUGGCAACGUUGUCUUCAACGGCUUCUUGUACACUGCUGCUUCCGUCUACUCGUCGGUCAACGUUGCUCUUGGCUGCAGCGCUCCUACCCGCCGCGCCGUCGGCUUUGCCCAGGUGGUUGAAGCCGUCACCAGCUCGAGCAACGGCUUUGUUGGCGUGUUUGCCAUUGCCGGCGUUGCCUUUGUCGCUGUCGGCGUUGUUGUCGUCGUCAAGCGUCGCCAGAACCGCGCCGUCGCUACCGACCGCGUCUAAAGCGCUCCCGCUUCCGGGUUAGAAACCUUUCUUUCUUUUUUUCCCCAUUAUUUCUUUUUCUCUUUUUUUUUUUUCAUGUCGUUUUAACCAAACCAGUUUCUGUGCUUCUUCCUUUGCUUGAUGGUUGGUGUUUGUAGUGAUGUUGAUGUGGCUGUCGUCCUCCGACAGCCGCUUGUCACCUCCUAGUUGUUGUUGGAGUGAUUGUUUGAUACAAGAUCUAUUACACGAGCCAUUUAAUAUGACAUUUGUCGCC